Molecule: messenger RNA, 918 nt
Organism: Stylonychia lemnae
Lineage: Eukaryota; Ciliophora; Spirotrichea; Sporadotrichida; Oxytrichidae
Source: the annotation of a GenBank genome assembly
AUGGAUAAUUGCUUUCUUAAUGACUAAUUUCUAUAAAUUCUCACAGAGAAUUUAAAGAAUUGGCAAAAUGUCAAAUCAAAGACAGAUUUAGAAAUAUCAGUUCCAGGGGGAUUCACAGGGACAACUUUUCUACUAAAAAAUAAACUAACUGAAAAAUCCAUAAACAAUCCCGUAAUUUUAAAGUUACAUAUUGAGGGAAGAAGACCAGGUUUGCAAAAGGAAAUGAAAUUUGCUGAGAUAUUAUCUGAAUAGGGUUGGGGACCAGAAAUUUAUUUUCAGUGUGAUUAAUUUAGAAUCGAGCGCUUUUUGGAAUUAAUCCCAAUGGGAAUUUAUGAAAUGAGAAAUCCUUAUUAUAUGAGUUCAAUUGUGUAAAAAUUAGUCGAGUUUGAGCAUAACUCUGAGCUUAAUAAAUUUUUGACUGAGUUUUAUAAGGGCAAGAAGUAAACUUUGCUCAUGGAGUUUAAGGAUGCAAUUUAUCCAAAAUUCCAAACUAAAAUUGAACAAAUCGAGGGAUAUAUUGGAGAAUGUGAUGAUGAUAUUUAAGAACUGUUUGGAGUAGUAAAGAGGGAGUAUUAUGACUAGAAUUAGAUUGCUUACCUAGAAAGAAUAUUUAAGGAGGAUAUUACUAGUGAUUCAGUAAGAGUAUCACACUAUGAUGUUUAAUAAGGUAACAUAUUGAAAUUUGCAGCUGAUCAAUCUAAGAUUAUUAUAAUUGAUUAUGAAGACCCUCUAUUUGCUCCAACCUAUUUAGGUCUCGGAAGUUUCUUAGGUAGUAUAAUGAGAGAAAACUCGCAUCCAGAAGGAUAUGGAGUGAAGUUUUAUCCUGAUAAUGCUAUUACUGAAAGAGAGAUUAGAUUUUGUAGGGGUUUGUCUUACAGAGGUAAGAGAAUUUUUAUGAGAAUGUUAUAUACUCAAUGA